Dendrobium catenatum is the source of this 885-nucleotide messenger RNA. RefSeq lists its product as uncharacterized. NCBI's taxonomy places the organism in Eukaryota, Viridiplantae, Streptophyta, Magnoliopsida, Asparagales, Orchidaceae. The transcript has a single exon. The coding region runs from base 1 to 885 and encodes 294 amino acids. The record is from RefSeq and is a predicted model, not a curated record.
AUGACGUCUUCAACAGAUUCUUCCACUGUCUCACCUUCUGUAUCACCUGCAAUAACUUUCAGCUAUAACUCAUUGGCUGAAGUUCAGAUUCCUGCUGCCCUUAAGUUUUUGAUGAACAAUAUCAAAAAUAUUGUUCAAAAUCCAUUGACUACAGAGAAUAAUCCCACUUGUAGAGCACAAGUCGUAAAAGUAUUUCAAGCUAACGGUUUCUCUAGCUUCUUAGAUGGAUCUAUACCUGCUCCAAACAAACAUAUUGUGAGUUUGAGCAACACUCAUACGCCAAAUCCUGCAAAUAAUCAGUGGGAUUUGAUUGAUCAAAAUAUUACUGCUGCAUUAUACUCUAUUAUCUCUACCUCCCUGCUACCAUAUGUUCUAAAUCUUAAUAAUUGUCAUGAAGUAUGGACAACUUUAGACAAACGACUUCAGUCGACCAACAGAUCGCGAAUAUUUCAACUCAAAAAUGAGCUACAUCAUCUUACUAUGAAGGACAUGUCUAUGAUCCAGUAUCUGUCGAUAAUUAAAGCCAAAGUGGACGCCAUUGCUACUGCAGGAAGUUCUAUUGACACUAACUAUAUUAUUUUAUAUACACUUAAUGGCUUACCAGCUACAUAUAAUGCAUUCAAAACUUCCAUUAGAACUAAGCUUCAUCCCAUUCAUUUGGAUGAUGUGUAUGUUUUACUGUGCAAUGAAGAGAUUAAUUUAGCUGCGAAAUCUCUUAAAGAAGCUCAUAUCCAGGAUACUGAAAAUCCUCCUACUGCUCUAACCUCUGUUCAUGGCCGUGGAAGAGGCAGAUCAUAUGCAGCAUUUUUCGUGGGCACAGUCGUUCCUAUACACACGGAGGAAGACAACCAGGCAGAGGAAUGCGCUCCAUCGAUCGAACUCUAG